Messenger RNA from Priapulus caudatus, 1684 nucleotides. RefSeq names its product tubulin alpha chain, testis-specific-like. NCBI's taxonomy places the organism in Eukaryota, Metazoa, Priapulida, Priapulimorpha, Priapulimorphida, Priapulidae. Gene Ontology annotation, cellular component: microtubule. The coding region runs from base 137 to 1495 and encodes 452 amino acids. The transcript has 4 exons. Gene Ontology annotation, biological process: microtubule-based process. Gene Ontology annotation, molecular function: GTP binding; structural constituent of cytoskeleton. The record is from RefSeq and is a predicted model, not a curated record.
UUGAGCACGUGCUAACAUUGUUGACGCGUUGCUCAGUAACCGUUCAUUGUAGAACGUAUUCGAAACGGCAUACGAGUCUCACUAGCCGCCGAAUAAGGUCGUGUGAGCUGAAGCUUUGCGAGAAAUCAACAUCAAAAUGCGUGAGUGCAUCUCUAUACAUGUUGGCCAAGCCGGAGUGCAGAUUGGUAAUGCCUGCUGGGAACUGUACUGCCUGGAGCAUGGCAUACAGCCUGAUGGUCAAAUGCCCAGUGAUAAAACCAUUGGUGGUGGUGAUGACUCCUUCAACACUUUCUUCUCUGAGACUGGAGCAGGAAAGCACGUACCCCGUGCUGUGUUCGUAGACUUGGAACCUACUGUUGUUGAUGAGGUACGCACUGGCACCUACAGACAACUGUUCCACCCAGAACAGCUCAUCACAGGCAAGGAGGAUGCUGCCAACAACUAUGCACGUGGUCACUACACCAUCGGCAAGGAGAUCGUUGACCUUGUGCUGGAUCGCAUCCGCAAGCUUGCUGACCAGUGCACUGGGCUUCAGGGCUUCCUCAUCUUCCACAGUUUUGGAGGAGGAACCGGCUCUGGAUUCGCGUCACUCCUCAUGGAACGUCUGUCGGUUGACUAUGGAAAGAAGUCCAAGUUGGAGUUCGCCAUUUAUCCAUCACCGCAGGUGUCCACUGCAGUGGUUGAGCCAUACAACUCCAUUCUGACCACUCAUACUACUUUGGAGCAUUCUGACUGCGCUUUCAUGGUGGACAAUGAAGCCAUCUAUGACAUCUGUCGCCGCAACCUGGACAUUGAACGACCAACCUAUACUAAUCUCAAUCGUCUUAUUGCUCAAAUUGUGUCCUCCAUCACUGCAUCUCUGAGAUUCGAUGGUGCCCUCAACGUAGAUCUUACAGAGUUCCAGACCAACUUGGUACCAUAUCCACGCAUCCACUUCCCACUGGCGACCUAUGCUCCUGUCAUCUCUGCUGAGAAGGCUUACCAUGAGAUGCUGUCUGUUGCUGAGAUCACUAAUGCUUGCUUUGAGCCAGCUAACCAGAUGGUGAAGUGCGACCCACGCCAUGGCAAGUACAUGGCAUGCUGCAUGCUGUAUCGUGGUGAUGUCGUCCCCAAGGAUGUCAAUGCUGCCAUCGCAACCAUCAAGACCAAGCGCACGAUCCAGUUCGUUGACUGGUGCCCCACUGGAUUCAAGGUCGGCAUCAACUACCAGCCGCCCACCGUUGUUCCGGGAGGUGAUCUGGCCAAGGUUCAGCGUGCAGUCUGCAUGCUGAGCAACACCACGGCCAUCGCUGAAGCCUGGGCUCGUCUCGACCACAAGUUUGAUCUGAUGUACGCCAAGCGAGCCUUUGUUCAUUGGUACGUGGGAGAGGGCAUGGAGGAAGGAGAAUUCUCAGAAGCCCGUGAGGAUUUGGCUGCCUUGGAGAAGGAUUACGAAGAAGUCGGUGUUGACUCGGUUGAGGGAGAAGGUGAAGAGGGUGAGGGAGACGAGUAUUAAUCUGCAUUAUUGUAUGCGGUCUGCCCUAAGGCAGCAAGAGUAAUGUUACUCAAGGAAUGUUUUCAAUGGAGUUACUUGUGCUUUGAUAAUAAAACUGAUUUACAUGGGAAUAAUUGUUGCCUGUCAAAAUUGGGUGAAAUAAGAUUCAUCAUAUUGCGUUAAAAUGAAUAAAUUCUAAUAACACUAAAG